Sparassis crispa is the source of this 1206-nucleotide messenger RNA. RefSeq lists its product as hypothetical. The record is from RefSeq and is a predicted model, not a curated record. NCBI's taxonomy places the organism in Eukaryota, Fungi, Basidiomycota, Agaricomycetes, Polyporales, Sparassidaceae. The coding region runs from base 1 to 1206 and encodes 401 amino acids. The transcript has a single exon.
AUGGUCAAGCUCUCCCGUCGUUUCUAUCGCCUUGAUGUCGUCAUUCCGCUUCUGGUUAUGGCUUUAUCCCCUCUCGUCUCGUCCACUCCUGUCAGCGAAACCUCUGAUUCUGUAACAGCAUCUGCAGUGACUACCGGUGCUCCUACUUCCGUCCCGGGCUUUGCUCCACAGUCCCCAUCUCCCUUUGGUCCCACAUCCGCCGUUACAUAUGCAGUAUCAAUUUGCGUCGUCCUGCUUGCAAUCUUCCUGAUACUCGCAACCGUGUUCACGAUGAGAUACCGCAAGCGUCGAUAUGCACGCAGGAUGAAGGACGCGCAGGCGUUAAGCCUCCAAGGCGACAGCGAAAGAGAGAAAUCUUUGCGAGCGCUCCCUGCAAGCGCCGUGGAACUCGUCCACUUCCGCUCAUCUAUGGCUCUCAUGCGUCCUCCUAGCACAAUUUGCACCCGAGAUAUCGACAGCAUCAGGCGAUGCAACUGUCCCGACUGUAUCACGAGCGUUCGCGGUAUCCAUUUCCAUAUGAUCAACCCGCCUCUCGUCGGCCCUGCCAGUGGAAUUUCACCUCAGUCUUCAGGCUCCCGCACUCGUGUGCAGCUCGGCGGUACCGCCCUCCGCGAGGCUGAUGCACGGCGGGACGAGAACGCCCACCGUGAGGCCAGCAUCCACGCACAGUCGAGUCCCCCGCUCUCUCCACACGAGCACGAGUGGCAGCUCUUGCACAAACCCGACGGGUCUUCUGCUCCAUUCACUGGGCACGGUGGUGUCUCAGCUCGUCCUCCCAAGUUCAAUUCAGUCGCCCCCCUUUCCCCCUCGCUCGACAGGUCGACGCCGUGCGCGCUCUCGGAUGACGCCGGUUUGACGUCGCUGCAAGGGUCUCCCGUCGCCGCAUAUUCAUCGAGCAACGAGAACGCCGCGUUGGCGCAAUUCAAGACCCUCGAUGUCGACACCGGAGAGGCCUUCUGUCUCUCCUUACCCGUCUCUGGCGCGCCGUCUCCAGCGAUCGCGAGCAGGGAGAAGGACCUCGCGAACGCGGACGUCUGGCUAACCGAUGCCGACUGGUUCUAUGCCGACAACAACUGUGUUCGGCCUUUCGACCUUGGCGUCGAACCUGACGAAGAGGCCUGUGCUCCACCGCGAGAGUCGCUCGCGAAGAGCCCUUCUGCUGCCGCGCCGAUCGAUCUGACGAGUCUGCCCGAGUAUCUCUACUGA